AUGCAGAAAGCUCUGGCAUCUUUACUGCCCAAGUUGGGUCGACAAAGCCUAACCCAUCGAGUAUUGCGAGUAGAUCACGCUGGCGAAUAUGCUGCUUACAAAAUUUAUGCUGGACAAAUAGCUGCCCUUCAGAGAGAUCCUGUAUGUUCGAUUCUUCAACACUUGCAGAAUCAGGAAACAGAGCAUCUUUGCGAAAUGGAACGUCUCUGCGCAAAACAUCAAGUCAGAAAGACAGUGUUUACGCCACUCUAUCAUUUUAUUGGCUUUGGUUUGGGUUACGUAAGUGGAAUUUUGGGAGUGCGUACUGCAAUGGGUCUGACGGUGGCUGUUGAAGAGCUAAUUGCCAAACAUUAUAGUGGCCAAAUUGAAAAGCUCGUCGAAGACGAUCCCACAGCGCAUGCUGAACUACUCGAGAAGCUUUCUAAGUUUCGAGACGAUGAAAUUGAGCACCACGACACUGCUGUUGAACACGGCGGCUUGCAAGCCCCAUUUUUUGGUGCCUUCAAAUGGCUUAUUCAAGCUGGUUGCAAGACUGCCAUAGCAAUUUCGUCGCGUGUUUAA
Molecule: messenger RNA, 561 nt
Organism: Enterobius vermicularis (human pinworm)
Lineage: Eukaryota; Metazoa; Nematoda; Chromadorea; Rhabditida; Oxyuridae
Source: the annotation of a GenBank genome assembly